Oryza brachyantha (malo sina) is the source of this 1418-nucleotide messenger RNA. Its product is annotated as glyceraldehyde-3-phosphate dehydrogenase, cytosolic. The coding region runs from base 84 to 1097 and encodes 337 amino acids. The record is from RefSeq and is a predicted model, not a curated record. Lineage: Eukaryota; Viridiplantae; Streptophyta; Magnoliopsida; Poales; Poaceae. Gene Ontology annotation, biological process: glucose metabolic process. The transcript is spliced from 12 exons. Gene Ontology annotation, molecular function: NADP binding; NAD binding; oxidoreductase activity, acting on the aldehyde or oxo group of donors, NAD or NADP as acceptor.
UCUAGACGCUUCUCUCCCCAACUCAUCUCAUCUCCAGUCUCUCUCUGCUCCUCGUCGUCGUCCCCCUCGCAACUCGACUCGCCAUGGGCAAGAUUAAGAUCGGAAUCAACGGUUUCGGAAGGAUCGGGAGGCUGGUGGCGAGGGUGGCCCUCCAGAGCGAGGAUGUCGAGCUCGUCGCCGUCAACGACCCCUUCAUCACCACCGACUACAUGACCUACAUGUUCAAAUACGACACCGUGCACGGCCAAUGGAAGCACAGCGACAUCAAGAUCAAGGACAGCAAGACGCUGCUCUUGGGUGAGAAGCCGGUCACUGUCUUUGGCAUCAGGAACCCUGACGAGAUUCCGUGGGCUGAGGCUGGUGCUGAAUAUGUCGUGGAGUCCACCGGUGUCUUCACCGACAAGGAGAAGGCCGCUGCUCACUUGAAGGGCGGUGCCAAGAAGGUUGUCAUCUCUGCCCCUAGCAAGGAUGCCCCAAUGUUUGUUGUUGGUGUCAACGAGGACAAGUACACACCUGAUAUUGACAUCGUCUCAAAUGCUAGCUGCACCACAAACUGCCUUGCUCCCCUUGCUAAGGUCAUUCACGAUAACUUUGGUAUUGUUGAGGGCCUGAUGACAACUGUUCAUGCCAUCACUGCCACCCAAAAGACUGUUGAUGGUCCAUCCAGCAAGGACUGGAGGGGUGGCAGGGCUGCCAGUUUUAACAUUAUUCCGAGCAGCACUGGUGCUGCCAAGGCUGUUGGCAAGGUUCUUCCUGAUUUGAAUGGCAAGCUUACGGGAAUGUCCUUCCGUGUUCCAACCGUGGAUGUCUCAGUUGUUGAUCUCACAGUUAGAACCGAGAAGGCUGCCUCAUACGAUGCUAUCAUGAGUGCUAUCAAGUCUGCGUCCGAGGGAAAGCUCAAGGGUAUCAUGGGAUAUGUUGAGGAAGACCUGGUUUCCACCGACUUCGUUGGCGACAGCAGGUCGAGCAUCUUUGACGCCAAGGCUGGAAUUGCUCUUAACGAUCACUUUGUCAAGCUUGUUGCCUGGUACGACAACGAGUGGGGUUACAGCAACCGUGUUAUUGACCUGAUCCGCCAUAUGUCCAAGACUCAGUAGAAACCUUUUGCUUGCCAUGGUAUUCCAUGGCCGCUGAGCCGGAGAGACCGGUCUGCCUUGUCUAUGCUGAGAAUAAAACGUGGACGGUGUUCACCAGCGACCCCCUGUUAAUUCUAGUUGGGACAUGAGUUGCCUUUUGUUUUCCAAUCUACCUAUCUACCUACCUGUAAUGAGGUUGCUGAUAUGGACCUGAGUCUACUUUUUUUGCUUGUGAAGAAUAUAAGCCGUCCGGUGCAGUUGUAAUUUUGUUCUACCUGGUUGCAUAGACGAGCUUUGUGUUUGGCUGUUGCUACCUCUUUACUCCGGCUUGCCUGGGUGAUA